Molecule: messenger RNA, 429 nt
Organism: Sodiomyces alkalinus F11
Lineage: Eukaryota; Fungi; Ascomycota; Sordariomycetes; Glomerellales; Plectosphaerellaceae
Product: COX5B-domain-containing protein
Exons: 3
Biological process (GO): mitochondrial electron transport, cytochrome c to oxygen
Cellular component (GO): mitochondrial envelope
Source: RefSeq, a predicted model, not a curated record
ACAGAGAUCAAGACUGAGGACGACCUCAUCGGUCCUGGUGCCCCCCCCGGCACUAUCCCGACCGACCUCGAGCAGGCCACCGGUCUCGAGCGGCUCGAGAUUCUCGGCAAGAUGGAGGGUGUUGACAUUUUCGACAUGCGCCCUCUGGACUCCUCGCGCACCGGUACCAUGGAGGACCCCAUCCACGUGCGCUCCGCCGGCGAUGAGCAACAUGUUGGCUGCACGGGCUGCCCUGCCGAGUCCCACAACGUUCACUGGCUGACCAUUUCCCGCGAGCGCCCCAUCGAGCGAUGCCCCGAGUGCGGCAGCGUCUACAAGAUGGACUACGUCGGGCCCCAGGAUGACCACCACGGCCAUCACGACCACCACGGCGUUGAGGAGCCCAAGACCUUCGCCGACUUCGUCAAGCCCGAGUACCGCUACUUGUAA